Colletotrichum paranaense is the source of this 285-nucleotide messenger RNA. RefSeq lists its product as uncharacterized. The transcript is spliced from 2 exons. NCBI's taxonomy places the organism in Eukaryota, Fungi, Ascomycota, Sordariomycetes, Glomerellales, Glomerellaceae. The annotation marks the transcript as partial. The record is from RefSeq and is a predicted model, not a curated record.
CUCUCACACACGCAUUCGCCUCGGGAACGAUUUCCAUAUUCCCAACAAGCUACGGAAAAGUUGAGCCGUGUCUGUCUGAUCCUGUCCUGUCCUGUCCUGUUUCUAUCCGUACACACAGACAGUCAAGAGAGACAAGUUCAUGCAAGGACCAAUCACUCGUGUGCCGAAAAGUUUUGUAAUUACCCUCAGAACAGGAGGAAAGGGAUACGGGGUACGGGUAAACAAGAAGCAGUCAACCACUGCAACUCUUCUUGUGGCUCUUCUGCUUUACUACGCUUCGGGUGA